UGUGGCCGUGGACUGGAAGCUGAGGAGAGGGCUUGGAGUCGCGUGCCAGGCCCGCGUGUGGCUGAGGCCCGUGUGGCCGGGUCCCACGGUGUGGCUGGUCCCGCAUAGCCAGGAGGCGGCCAGAGGACGCCCAGAGGAGCCACGUGUGCGUCGGCAGCGCUGCCUGACCUGCUAGUCGCCCUUCCCAGACACUCACUCCCUCGGAGACACAUCCCUGAUCCCCUGGAUACAUAGCCAUGGCCUUUUACGUCCACCCCAAUUGCCAGGUAGCGAGUUUCAUCCUCAACACCCUGGGAUGGAUGUUCUCCAUGAUUUCCAUGGGCCUAGCCAAGUGGCGCGUUUGGUACUUAUUGAGCAGCGCCGCCCCUUCCCAGGGGCUGGCCUCCGUAGGGAUGUGGAAGGUCUGCACUUACCAGCCCAACAGCCUCCAGAGCAGACCCAUAGCGUGUCACCGCUACACCUACAGUGACACCUACCUGCCACUGGAUAUCCGCAUUGCUCAGCACCUGCUGCUGGCCGCCAGCCUCCUUUCGUUCCUGGGGAAAGUACUCACGAUCAUGGGCCUCCGGAGAGUGUACGCGGGACAGCUUCAAAAGGACACCACCUGCAAUCUGUUCUUCAUUUCUGGAGUCCUGAGCAUCAUAGCUGGCACAUUGAUCUUCAUUGCUGUGAUCUGGAACUACCACUCAGUGAUAAAUGAAGAGGGCAUUCACUUCCCGCCAUCCUUCCACAUCGCCUCCAGGCCGGACUGGCAGGAGAUCGGCAGCAGCGUGCCAGUGGCGAUCCUGGCUGCAUUCUUAAUGUUGUUGAGUGGGCUGCUUACCAUCUCUUACCAGCUGUCUCCCGACAACCAAGUGUACCCUGAAGUCUCGCAAGGGUCAAAUUGCCGGGUGCAUAGCUUUGCAAAUCCACGAUGAGCAGUUUAUGGGGGUGAAGUAUUAUCAGGAUGCUCUAGGAAAUAGUUCCAAGGCCAAAAGUAAUUUUGACCAGAAAGUGGCCAUUUACUUCUAUGUCUAAAUUGGGCUCAUUGAUUGGUUAAAGAAGUUUCAUUAAAAUAAUUCCAAAA
Molecule: messenger RNA, 1066 nt
Organism: Eptesicus fuscus (big brown bat)
Lineage: Eukaryota; Metazoa; Chordata; Mammalia; Chiroptera; Vespertilionidae
Gene: CLDN34
Product: claudin 34
Exons: 2
Coding region: 237-917 (226 amino acids)
Biological process (GO): bicellular tight junction assembly; cell adhesion
Cellular component (GO): bicellular tight junction; plasma membrane
Molecular function (GO): structural molecule activity
Source: RefSeq, a predicted model, not a curated record